CCACUAAGAGCUGCCACCAGUCUUAUGUCUCCUGCCAGGAUGUCUGCAGGACCGGAGCUGCUGCUGCUACCGCUGGCCCUCCUGGUGCUCCAAGCAUCCCGGUGCCAUGGAGCCUGCGUGGAGGUGGACUCGGACACAGAGGCCGUGGCCAAUGAGGGCUUCAAACUGGGCUGCAUCUCCUGCAAGAUGAGGGGCGAGGUGCAGGCCAGGGCCUCCGUCAACUGGUACUUCAUGGCUUCAGAUGAGAACGAGUUCUCCCAUCUUUACAGCUACAAAAACCAAUCGGGCGAAACCAUCGACCCACGAUUCUACAGGCGUCUGGGCUGGAACGGCAGCAAGCACACCAGUGACCUGCAGGACGGCUCCAUCUUCAUCCUCAACGUGACCAAAAACGACACGGGGAUAUACCGCUGCGAGUUCAACCGCACCCUCAAGUACCUGAACUACGAGUAUCCAACCAACAACAACAAGAACAUCACCCUUACCGUGGUGGGGCAAUUCACCAGGGGACUGGCAUCCAUCUUGUCCGAGGUGAUGAUGUACGUCACCAUCAUCGGGCUGCAAUUCUGGCUGCUGGUUGAGAUGAUUUACUGCUACAGGAAGAUCUCAGUGGCCGGAGAGGAAGCUCUGAGGGAGAGCGCAGCGGAGUAUUUAGCUAUAGCAUCGGAAAGUAAAGAUAACUGUGCAAGUGUACAAGUGGCAGAAUAGCACUGGUCAAGAAAGAAGUCAAAACAACUUCCUUGAGGAAUCUCACCUCCAUUCUUUUUGCUCC
Limanda limanda (common dab) is the source of this 772-nucleotide messenger RNA. RefSeq names its product sodium channel, voltage-gated, type I, beta a (gene scn1ba). The coding region runs from base 25 to 708 and encodes 227 amino acids. NCBI's taxonomy places the organism in Eukaryota, Metazoa, Chordata, Actinopteri, Pleuronectiformes, Pleuronectidae. The record is from RefSeq and is a predicted model, not a curated record. Gene Ontology annotation, biological process: sodium ion transport; cardiac muscle cell action potential involved in contraction; regulation of heart rate by cardiac conduction. Gene Ontology annotation, cellular component: voltage-gated sodium channel complex. Gene Ontology annotation, molecular function: sodium channel regulator activity. The transcript has 6 exons.